UAAAUUAACGGCAGCCUAAUCGUUUUUUGAAUUAUCCAUUAAAAAUUUUAUAACUGUAAAUUUCCUUGAAUCUUAAUCAACAUUUCCUCUUAAUUUUUCCAUGACAUCAAAGAAAAUAUGAAGUGUCAUCUUGUCACCGUGUACUUGGUUCAAUAAAAACCGACAAUAAAUACAGUCAGUCAUUAAUACUUAAUCGUGUUAUCGUAACUACGAUUAUUAUCAUCAUUAUAUACAGUACUCACUCGAGCCGCUUACCACUACAUCGACAAUGUAGACACGAGUCAUACAAUGCUUCAUGAAUUCACAGUCACUCUGAAUCGCGUCUAUCAGUUACACGUUCCAAUGACUCGUCACAUUAAAACUUUAUUACUAAAACAUACAAAGUGAAUCAUAAUCAAUAAUAUUUCGUAUUUUAAAUUUCUCGCACCUAAAAUAGUGAACUCUUACAUUUUUUCAUACUAACAACAUCGAAACUUUUAUAAAUAACUAGAAUAAUUAACAGACAAUUAGUUAAUAAAUAGAGUCAUGACGCAAUAUAAAGCGUAAUUUGAUCAGUUGUCAACCGUUCAUCUAAUUAUAUACUGCGUCAUAAGUAUAUUUGUAAGUUAAAUUUGUAAACAUAACAACCUAACCUCAAAAAAUUAUUAAAUUAUCAAAAAAGAUUUCUUUAAAUUUUUAAUUUUUUGAAACAUUCCAAUGAUGUGAUGGUAACACGUGAAAAUUAAUUGACAAUUAUGAUCGCCGAAACAAUUAGUGCAAUAUUAAUAAUUAUUGUUGUUAUUUACUACUGGUCUAUAUCAACGUACGGUUACUGGCGCGAACGCAAUGUAAGUGGCCCGGAUCCAUUACCACUGGUGGGUAACUUCAAAGAUGUACUUCUGGGUAAAAAAUCAUUCGGUCGCUGGCUUGACAACUUUUACGAUCAAUACCCGUCGGAAAAAUUUAUAGGAGUGUUUAUUCGUCGGCAGCCAUUGUUGAUAAUAAAAGACUUGGAUAUCCUUAAAGAUAUAUUCAUCAGAGACUUUUCAAAGUUUCCCGACAGAGGACUCAAGACUUUCGAGCACGCGGAGCCACUAUCGCAGCACUUGGUGAAUCUAGAGCACACAAAAUGGCGGCCACUGAGACACAAACUAUCCCCUGCUUUCACUUCAGGAAAACUGAAGGAUAUGUUCUAUCUAUUGGAAGAAUGCGGGGACAAGUUCAAGGUCUAUGUCGACAAAAUGAUGGCUGAAAAACAUGCGGAAGGAGUAAUCGAGGUUAGAGAUUUGACUGCACGAUUUACGACAGACGUUAUAGGGACGUGCGCAUUUGGACUGCAACUGAAUGCAAUGGCGGAUGAAGAGAGCGAAUUCCGCAAAAUGGGAAAGUACGUUUUUCAUAUUGACUGGAAGAAGCUCAUCAGAUUUAGGAUCCGAGAGGGCGCUCCUUGGCUGUACAAGCUGCUGGCACCUAUUAUGCAUGAUAGCAAGGUUACUAAAUUCUUUACGAGUAUUAUGAAGGAAACUAUUGCUUACCGGAAGGCCAACAAGAUCGUAAAAAAUGAUUUUAUUGAUUUGAUAAUGGAGCUACAGGAUAAUCCCGAAAAAGUGGAUAUCAAACUUACUGACACCCUGCUUACAUCUCAGUUGUUUGUGUUUUUUUUGGCUGGGUUCGAGACUUCUUCGACGACGAUGAGCAACGCGCUUUAUGAAUUAGCGCAGCAUCACGAUUAUCAGGAUAGAUUGAGGGAAGAAAUCAAGGUAGCCAUUGAAGGAAACGAAGGAAAGCUGAGUUAUGAGCUCGUUAAAAACAUGAAGUUUAUGAAUAUGGUAUUUAAAGGUAUGUUUUUAUUAUUUGCU
This is a messenger RNA of Cotesia glomerata, 1838 nucleotides long. RefSeq names its product cytochrome P450 6B2-like. NCBI's taxonomy places the organism in Eukaryota, Metazoa, Arthropoda, Insecta, Hymenoptera, Braconidae. The transcript has a single exon. Gene Ontology annotation, molecular function: monooxygenase activity; iron ion binding; oxidoreductase activity, acting on paired donors, with incorporation or reduction of molecular oxygen. The record is from RefSeq and is a predicted model, not a curated record. The annotation marks the transcript as partial.